CAGUCGCAGAUGAUGGGCAUCAUUACUUUGCUGGUGAUGAUCUUGUCACUUCAACGCAUGUUCGCCGUCAACGGCGAUAACUUCUCCGACACAUACAAAGCCACAGAAAAUAUCUUAGUUAACUGUGGCUCCUCCACCUCCGUUCAACUCGGUGAACGGAGAGCCACUCCUGAUAAUAUAAGCUCUCCACAGUUUUCUCUGAUUCAAAAUCCCCUCUCGUUAUCAAUUCAGGCCAACUCAUCCUCACUCAACAACAUCCGUUCUUCCGUUAACUACGUCCUUUAUACCACCGCACGCCUUUCUCGCUCAGAAUUCACAUACUCGUUUCUGGUCACUGAGGGCCCUAAGUUUGUUCGUCUUCAUUUUUACCCAUCUUCCUAUUCCAACUUUGAUCGCUAUUCCUCACUCUUCUCUGUUAAAUCAGGUCCCUUCACCCUUCUUAAAGACUUUAACGCUUCACUCACUGCAGAUAACGAUGAUGAUUCCAGAACGAUCGUGUUCCGAGAAUACUGUAUCAAGGUCCAACGUGGGGAGCAGAGGCUGAAUGUUACCUUCAUACCCAACACCGCCAUGAGUCUGCAUGCUUACGCUUUUAUUAACGGGAUCGAGGUUGUUUCUGUUCCCUCUUAUCUUUACUACACAAAACCAGAAGACCGAGGUUUUUAUAUUGUUGGUCACAGCUCCCUCUACCAAAUCGAAAGCAACAUGGCCCUGGAGACAAUGUAUAGAAUUAACGCUGGUGGCCGUCAAAUCUCACCAGAUCAAGACACAGGAAUGUUCCGUCGUUGGGACGAGGAGGAGCAAUACUCGACGGAGUAUGGUCUAACUCGAGUUUAUUUCGGCCCAGACAAACUGAGAUACACGCAAAUUUCCAAUUACAGUGCGCCAGAGGAAGUAUACAGAACUGGCCUUAGCUGUGGUCCGGGCGAGAGGGCGGAAACGUAUAACGUGACUCGGGAAUUUGAAGUGGACUCACAGUUCUUGUACUUGGUGAGGCUCCACUUUUGUGAUAUUAUGCCCUAUACUGGAAAUACUAGCGAAGUAUUUUUUCAGAUAUUCAUUGCUGAUAAAUUGGCUCAGCAUCACGCUGAUGUGUUGCUGUGGGCGCAAGGCAAUCCGACUCCUUACUAUAAAGACUACGCGGUGUGGAUGUUGAGCAAUGAUCAAAAGUUGAAGAAACUUAAUCUUUCCAUCAAGUUGCAACCAUAUGAUGGCGGAGAUAUAAGCUUAUACAGGGACGUGAUAUUGAACGGAAUUGAGAUAUUCAAAAUAAGUGAUGCCAAUUCCAAUCUCCAGGGUCCCAAUCCCGACCCACGUCUAAACCCAUACUCACCACAGAUCAACUCCCAAAAGCCUAGAACCUCCAACAAAAGGACAAAGAUCUUCGUCGUUGCUGGAACAACUUCAGGACUCAUUCUACUAUCUAUCAUAUUUCUCAUUAUCUGGCAACUUAGAACUCGGAUACAGUACUCCGCAGCCACGUUGGAAAGUAACAAGCACAGCUCGUCAUCUCUACCAUCCGAUUUGUGUCGAUGCUUUUCAAUCGCUGAGAUCAAAGCGGCCACAAACAAUUUCGAUGAUAUCUUCAUAAUAGGCGUUGGAGGUUUCGGUAACGUGUAUAAGGGUUACAUUGACAACAAUACACUACCGGUCGCAAUCAAACGGCUCAAACCCGGUUCGCAACAAGGGGCUCAGGAGUUCCUAACUGAGAUUGUGAUGCUCUCUUAUCUUCGUCAUGUUCAUUUGGUGUCCCUAAUGGGAUAUUGCAAUGAAGGUGACGAGAUGAUCCUGGUUUAUGAGUUCAUGGCGCAUGGGACUUUUUUUGACCAUCUUUAUGGGUCUGAUUGUAAAGAACCUCUUUCUUGGAAGCAAAGAUUGGAGGUAAGCCUUGGGGCGGCGCGUGGAUUACACUACCUUCAUUCAGGAGCCGGCCACAACAUCAUUCAUCGAGACGUGAAGAGCACAAACAUCUUACUGGAUGAGAAAUGGGUGGCCAAGGUUUCCGAUUUCGGACUAUCCAAAGUGGGACCUGCCGGAGUGUCUCGGUCUCACAUAAGCACAGUGGUGAAAGGGAGUGUGGGGUAUUUGGACCCAGAAUACUACAAGCGUCAACGUUUGACUUUAAAGUCUGACGUGUACUCAUUUGGGGUUGUGCUUCUGGAAGUAUUGUGUGGACGACGGCCCUUGCUACGUACGGUGGAGAAGCAGAAGGCAAAUUUAGUGGACUGGUUUAGAAGAUGCCACCGUGAAGGAGUGAUUCAUGAGACAGUGGAUCCGUUUCUGAUAGAAAGUAUAACACCAGAGUGCUUGAAAGCCUUCAGUGACAUGGCGUUGAGUUGUUUGGCUGAUGAUGGCAAUGAACGGCCAUCGAUGAACGAUGUGGUGUGGGGCUUAGAGUUUGCGAUGAAGUUGCAAGAGAGCACAGAGGACCCAGUUAUGGAUGCGAAUAGUGGGGCCCAAAAAGAGGAGGAAGAAGAGACAUUGUUGAUGAAGAGAGUGAUGGAAGAUGAUGCAGAUAAGUGUUCUGAGAUUCACUAAAAGUAAAUCCUUAUAUAUAUAGCAGGAAUCCUAAAGAAUAAAGCUAGAUGUCAAUAUUAAUUUUCGAGUGUGUAGAAGCGCAUGUCCUAAAACAGUUAUGUUACUUCUAAUUUUU
Molecule: messenger RNA, 2653 nt
Organism: Neltuma alba
Lineage: Eukaryota; Viridiplantae; Streptophyta; Magnoliopsida; Fabales; Fabaceae
Product: receptor-like protein kinase FERONIA
Exons: 2
Coding region: 10-2538 (842 amino acids)
Biological process (GO): protein phosphorylation
Molecular function (GO): transmembrane receptor protein tyrosine kinase activity; ATP binding
Source: RefSeq, a predicted model, not a curated record